Messenger RNA from Pneumocystis carinii B80, 689 nucleotides. RefSeq lists its product as hypothetical. The record is from RefSeq and is a predicted model, not a curated record. Gene Ontology annotation, cellular component: COG complex. Gene Ontology annotation, biological process: Golgi organization; retrograde vesicle-mediated transport, Golgi to endoplasmic reticulum; intracellular protein transport. Lineage: Eukaryota; Fungi; Ascomycota; Pneumocystomycetes; Pneumocystales; Pneumocystaceae. The transcript has a single exon. The coding region runs from base 47 to 643 and encodes 198 amino acids.
AAGAUCCAAUAAAUCUUAUUGAAAUGAAAAAAAUAGAGAAACAGAGAUGCAAACUGAUACAAACAAGACAAUCCCUUCUCUUUCAUCUCUAUUACAUUUACCAUCAGCUUAUAUUAACUCAUUCCUUUCAUCUUCUAUAUCAUUAGAAGAAGCACAUAAUAUAACAACAAAUCUUCUUUCAUCACUUGAAACUGAGUCUAGAUCUACCAUUGAUCAAUUACAAGAAAUAACAAAUGAGAUUAUCCAAGAAUUACCACAGUUAAACCAUGAUAUUGAACUUUUGAACAAGAAUAUAGUAGUUCUUUUAGGGAUAUUAAAUAAAAAAAAAGAAUAUACAGAAAGUUUUAAGAAAGGAGUAGAAAACCAUGUUAUUGAUAAUUUUAUGCAUCUUGAUCUUAUAAAACAAAGGAUUGAAGCAACUCAAAUAAUUUUAAAAGAAGCCAAAGAAUGGAAAAAUAUAGAAACAAAAAAAAAACAUAUUGAGCUAUUGAUAAAGAAUAAAGAAAUUGAAGAGGCACAGAAUGUUAUUAAUAAAUUAAAGCGUCUUGUAGAAGUAUGGAAAGAAACUAAUGAAUAUAAAGAAAGGGUAGAUAUGAUUAAAAUUUUGGAACAAAAAAUAUCAGACUUUACAGAAAAAACAUGAUAAAUUUUUAAAGAUAAAUUAAAAACAAAAAUAACGAUAUUCUGAU